This is a messenger RNA of Linum tenue, 249 nucleotides long. NCBI's taxonomy places the organism in Eukaryota, Viridiplantae, Streptophyta, Magnoliopsida, Malpighiales, Linaceae. The record is from the annotation of a GenBank genome assembly.
UGGGGAAUAAAAUACGAGCUAAUUCGGAGGGUGGAGGAAUUCAUUGAUGGAAGGAGUUAGGUGUCGGCGUGCUGAAGAGGAAGAGAACAAAAACAAUUGAAGGUCGACUAUCAGGAAUUGAUGAGCCAUGAUGAAAUAGAUAGAGGAAAGGAAAGGAACAAUGAAAUAUGGGCAACAUUUAUGUUUAGACAAUUUUGGGUCUUACACCCCUCGCCAGGACCAUUCACAAACUCAUGUUCUGAUUCUGCC